Sipha flava (yellow sugarcane aphid) is the source of this 1199-nucleotide messenger RNA. It is a transcript of the gene shrb, whose product is annotated as charged multivesicular body protein 4b. Gene Ontology annotation, biological process: late endosome to vacuole transport via multivesicular body sorting pathway; vesicle budding from membrane. The transcript has 5 exons. Bases 177 to 848 code for a protein of 223 amino acids. NCBI's taxonomy places the organism in Eukaryota, Metazoa, Arthropoda, Insecta, Hemiptera, Aphididae. Gene Ontology annotation, cellular component: multivesicular body; ESCRT III complex; cytoplasmic side of plasma membrane. The record is from RefSeq and is a predicted model, not a curated record.
UUAUCAUUAUUCAUUAUUCUUUCGAAAUUUCAUCAAUUAUAGUUAUACGCAAAUUCACUGUUGAAUAUCGUUGUUGUCUAUCGUAAUUUGAUUACAUUAUUUUGAUUGUAGAAUUAUUAUGUUCAUUGCGUAAAUAAGUUGAUUUGAUAAAUUCAAAGAAAUAAAUAGAAUUCAAAAUGAGUUUCCUUGGUAAGCUUUUUGGUGUCAAAAAAGAAGAGAAAGGACCAUCGACUGAAGAUGCCAUUCAGAAGUUACGAUCCACAGAAGAGAUGUUGAUUAAAAAGCAAGAAUUUUUAGAAAAAAAAAUUGAACAAGAGAUAGCAAUAGCGAAAAAAAAUGGCACUACCAAUAAACGAGCUGCAAUGCAAGCAUUGAAACGUAAGAAACGAUAUGAACAACAGUUAGCGCAAAUUGAUGGUACUAUGUUAACUAUUGAACAACAGCGAGAGGCUUUAGAAGGUGCAAACACUAAUACAGCUGUAUUAACUACAAUGAAAACGGCGGCUGACGCACUUAAAUCGGCCCAUCAAAAUAUGAAUGUAGAUGAUGUUCAUAAUAUGAUGGAUGAUAUAGCAGAGUCACAAGACUUAUCUAAAGAAAUAUCUGAAGCUAUUUCAAAUCCUGUCGCUUUUGGAACUGAUGUAGACGAGGAUGAAUUACAAAAAGAAUUGGAAGAGCUUGAACAAGAAGAAUUGGACAAAGAACUAUUGAACACAGGCAAGACACCAGUUACAGAUUUACCAACUCCUGCAGUGCCAACAUCUGAGCCCAGUGGUCGAGGCAAAGCAAAAUCCAAAGUGGAAGAAGAUGACGAUGAUAUGAAAGAAUUAGCAAACUGGGCUUCAUAAAUUGAAAAUUAAAAACAUCAAAUUGUUAAACAUGAAAAAAAUUUACUAUAAAUAUUUUUAAACGAUCAGUACAUAUACUAUUAUGUUAUUGCAUAGAUACUGUUUAACACAAAUUUAUUAUCAGCGUACCUAUUUUUAAAAAGCAAAAUAAGAAUAAAAUAUUUUGCUGUUAAUAUUGAUAUCCAAUUUUCACGUUUAAUCCAUCCGGUAUAUUAAUUAUUGUCACAAAUUGGCAAGCAGUGUCUAUGAAAAAAGAGUAAGUCAUAUUCACAUUAAUCCAGCUUCUUGUAUAUACUUCCUUAUUGUUAAUUGUGAAGAUAUUUUUAAUAAAAUUACAUAAUUACAAGAAUA